Aspergillus affinis is the source of this 1353-nucleotide messenger RNA. Its product is annotated as FAD-binding oxidoreductase. Gene Ontology annotation, molecular function: FAD binding; oxidoreductase activity. The record is from RefSeq and is a predicted model, not a curated record. The transcript is spliced from 3 exons. The coding region runs from base 1 to 1353 and encodes 450 amino acids. Lineage: Eukaryota; Fungi; Ascomycota; Eurotiomycetes; Eurotiales; Aspergillaceae.
AUGCCUACUAUCUGGAGGGCUAAAGACAGCAAAGAGGCCUAUGACAGCGCCCGCAUCCACAAUGUCUUCAACAUGGAAAGACCGUCACAUUUCCCUCGCGCCAUCGUCAAGGCGACAUGCGCGCAAGAUGUCAUUGACGCAGUGCAGACGGCAAUUACGGAGCCCGAAAGAUGCCAGGUUGCGGUCCGAUCUGGCGGCCACUCGUUCUUCGUCUGGAGCUUGCACGACAACUCAAUUCUGGUCGACCUGGGCGACUGGAAAGAAAUGGCGGUGGAUGCGAACACAGGCAUCGCCGAGGUAACCCCCGGUGUGACAGGAGCUGAGUUGAAUCAAUACCUGCGAUCACAUCAUGGCAUGUUCUUCCCCGUGGGCCACUAUCCGGAUGUCGCACUGGGUGGGUUUUUGCUGCAUGGUGGACAGGGUUGGAACUGUCGGAAGAACUGGGGUUAUGCCUGUGACAGAGUUGUGGCCGUGGAGGUUGUGACUGGGCAGGGCGAACUGCUGCUGUGCAACGAAGACCAGAAUGAGGAUUUAUUGUUCACCGCCAAAGGCGCAGGGCCUUUGUUUCCAGGAAUCGUGACCAAGUUCUAUUUGAAACUGAUGCCAGACCCAACCGGUGGCCUCCGAACGUCCGGAUACAUCUAUCCUGUAUCUUCAUAUCACGAUGUCUUCAAUUGGGUUCAAUCUAUCCUCCCCAGCGCGGACCAGGACACCGAGAUUGUAGUGGUGGCUUUCUACCCAGAAAAACAACAUGAGCCUUGUUUGAAAGUUCACUUUGUGACAAUGAAAUCAAAUUCGGAAGCUGAAUAUACACUAAGACAGCUCCAUCAAACUCGACCCCGAGGAAUAAUCACCGAGUGGGUGUGCAAAGAGGAAAGUCUGGAAAGUCUAUUCGACAGUCAGGUUCAGGCAAACCCUCAAGAGCAUUACUACUACGUAGAUAAUUACUACAUUUCAAACCUAGCCGAUGUCAAACAGGCCUUGAAGAUAUUCUGCUUGAGUGCUCCCAAAGGCAAGUCAUUCGCGUUCUGGUACCCUCUAUGCCUAGGCAAUAGGCAAAAUGUUUCCGACAUGUCGUUGGAUUUCCCAGGGGAACAUUAUUUGGCUGUUUAUGCUAUUGGUAAAAGCAAGGAAGAGGCCACCCUAUGCAGGAAAUGGGCGGAGAAAACAAUGGCAAAAUUCAAAGAUCAUGCGGUGGGAUCAUAUCUCGGGGAGUGUGAUUUGAAAAUGGGCCAUGAUUGGAAUUGGGGCCGAAAUGCGGAGCGUGUUGCGACUGUUUGUCGAAGAUGGGAUCCGGAUUCCUUGUUUUGCACAGUUCAUCGUGGCAGAGAUGCGCUUGAACAGGCAGACUAG